This is a messenger RNA of Eruca vesicaria subsp. sativa (arugula), 848 nucleotides long. NCBI's taxonomy places the organism in Eukaryota, Viridiplantae, Streptophyta, Magnoliopsida, Brassicales, Brassicaceae. The record is from the annotation of a GenBank genome assembly.
AACAUAAGCAAAUAAGAAAACAAAAAAGAGAGAAAAAACUGUGGAAGAGAAAAAAAUGAGUAGUUCCGGUACGCAGCUUCACAAUGUCUUCGUCUAUGGUAGCUUUCAGGAGCCUAGCGUCAACAGUGUCAUGCUUGAUCGUACUCCUGAGAUCAUCUCUGUAACACUCCCUGGAUUUAAGAGGCUUAGGCUUAAAGGACGUUUGUAUCCAUGUAUUGUGCCGUCUGAGGCAGGAGAAGUCCAUGGAAAGGUACUAAUGGGAUUAACGGAUGAAGAACUUAAUAAUUUAGAUGUUGUUGAGGGUAAUGAAUAUGAAAGAGUGACAGUUGGUGUUGUAAGAGAGGACAAUUCGGAGAAGAUGUCUGUGAAAACAUAUAUAUGGAUCAAUAAGGAAGAUCCUGAUCUCGAUGGAGAAUGGGAUUUCGAGGAAUGGAAACGACUACACAUGAAGGAAUUCAUAGAAACGUUCAAAGAGAUCAUGGAAUGGAAGAAAAAUCCUCAGGGAAAGGGAAUAGAUGUAUUUAGCCAUUCCCUACGCGAAUAACUGGAAAAUGCUCCAUCGUCUUCAAAUGGAAUUAUGUUGAAUAUGUUUUUGAAAUUAAGAUUUUUUUUUUCUUUUUUUUUGCAAUUAUGAAUUUACUAAUGCUUAUAGGUAUUGUGGAGAUCAGCCAAAAGAAUGGUCUCGUCAUGUGUUAAAUCUAUUAUGUGCUGUUUGUGUUCUGUCUUUUUGGAGAUUUUGUCAUCCUAUCAAGUGUAUGGUUUGGUUGAUGUUUUUUCCGUAAAAUGUUAUGUUUUUUAUUAUCAUGUUUAGGUUUCUGUCAGAAAUUAUAGAAACACUUGAAGCGGAC